Lodderomyces elongisporus is the source of this 2166-nucleotide messenger RNA. RefSeq lists its product as uncharacterized. The coding region runs from base 1 to 2166 and encodes 721 amino acids. The record is from RefSeq and is a predicted model, not a curated record. The transcript has a single exon. NCBI's taxonomy places the organism in Eukaryota, Fungi, Ascomycota, Pichiomycetes, Serinales, Debaryomycetaceae. Gene Ontology annotation, biological process: RNA processing. Gene Ontology annotation, molecular function: ribonuclease III activity.
AUGUUCAUCAAAUAUGUUUCUUUAAGGAUUAACAUACUCAGUAUAAAACUGCGGAGAUGCGCUGUGGCUUCACUUCGAUUUCAUAGUAAUUUCACACACAUUCAUAAAUGGAACAAACGGAGGAGCCGAAAAGGGGUCGAUGAUUUUGACAAGAAUGAAAAAGGACAACAAAAGUUAACAGUGAAUGAAGAGGUAUUUCAAUUUGAGAAAAAGACAAGGAAAGAAAAUGUUGAGUACAAGGAAGAUUCACGACGAGGAAGCAAGUCUCUAGAAAAGAAUCUCAACAAAUUUGAGAAAUCAACCAAAAAGUCUUCAAAAGUUUCAAACACUACGAGAAGGACAAUUGUUAAACAGAAAAAGAUUGUAAAGGAUACAAAGAACUUUGUGCCAAGUUUGUAUGCUAAGAAGUCAGCACUGAAACAAUCACAUAGUCAUAGCGACAAUAUCUCUAAUUCUACCACAAAAGAUGGAUCUAGCAAAAAGCCAUUAAACUCCAAUUUUUUUGAUAAAAAUGAAACAACUUUGGCACAACCAGAGGAAACAAUAGGCUUGGUAAAUGGCUUGCAACAAGUAACAUUGUCAUUGAAGAAGGAGCCAAAAAAUCCUCUGAAAUUGAUAGAUCGAUUAUAUGAACUUCGAAGUUGGUUAGCACACUCAAAAGCAAACUCAAAAACAGAUUCGGAUUCAAGUUUCACCAACCUCGUCCUUAAUCCCAAACUGAUAUUGACAGCUAAAGAAAUGCAACAAGUUGGAACUAAGUCGGCAAAUGUCGCAAUAGUUAAAGAGAUUCCAAAAGAGUAUUCACGUGAGGCAAUUUUACUUAAGAAACAAAUGGAGAUGGACAGGCCUGAUUAUACAGGCUUCAAAUUUUUCAACUAUGAUGAAUUGUCAGCUUUGGGAACUGGUGGGUAUGAACUUGAAUUUUUGGAUCAAACCCAAUCUAGAAUAUAUUUAAUAAACAUUGAGAAAGACGACUUGGAGGUUAAAAAGAUUUAUACAUGGACAAACCCAUCACUUCUAUUAACAUUACCUGAAACCAAGAAUUUCUGCAAUCGAACCAGUGUUUUGGCGUUGCAAAGGAUUGGCAAGCUGUUGGUUGAAGAAUAUGUGACACGAUGGUGUUUUUUCAGCAAAGCUACAGUACAUUCAAUUGUUAAUCGUGUUAAGAAACAAUGUGAGCAAUACAGGUUGCAUCAAAUCAAUAAUGAGCUAGGUAAUUCUUUGUCUGUGCAAUAUACUGGGUUCAAUGCAGUGUAUGUAUUUCUAGGAAUGAUGUAUUUGGAAGAUUUGAACUAUGAACGUUUAAUCAGCAAAAUUGUUGCGCCUACAGCAAAAGAAAAUUCACUAAAGAUGGUGUUUCACAAGAACUUGUUGAUUGACAAGUAUUUACUGGAUAUUGGGGCCAAGAUAAGACUCAUGUCUGCAACCUUGGAUAACAAGAUAUUUUCGCAGAUACGCCGACCACCGCUCUUGACAUCAUUACCUUAUAAGCUUCCUCCGAUCCCGAAAUAUUCAGAUUCUAGAAUGUAUCAUUUCUUGCAAUAUUCUUUACUUGCAGUUGACUACAAUCAUGGUUUUAGAGGUAGUGGUGGAGGAAGAAGUAGAAGGAGUCGUAACAGUGGUAGUGAUAGUGAUAGUUAUAGUGGUAAUGGAAAAGGAGUCAAAGGUGAUGCUUACCACAUGACUCUAAAAGAUUCUUUUAAAUUGGAGAAAUUAGCAAUAAAGUUGGAUAAAUAUGGCGAUGCUGUUUUAAGCAGAUUCUCUACAGAGUUUUUGAUCCAGUUACUGAAACAAAAUCCCAAUUUCCGUUGGAAUACAGAUGAUUUAUUCUUUCUCAACACUAAUGUCAUAUUUAGCCGUUUAAGUUUUGCAUAUUCGUUGCAUGAGGCAAUUGACAAUCAAGAACAUCGCAGAUUGGUCGAGCAAAAGAUUUUGCUGUCGCAUUUGAAUGAGGCAAAUGAAAUCUUGGGUGAUUUAUUUGAACGAUUAGUUGCAGUGACGUAUAUUCAAGACCCCGAGAGGUGUCGUGAAUGGGUGUUUAAAAUCUAUGAGUGCAUUUUGAUGAACUUGAAAACGAGGAAAAGAGGUGAUGUACAUGAGUUUAUUGAUAAAAAGAAAUUUCUUGAGCUUUAUCGGUAUCAUUUAAGGACAUCAACUAUGUACUAA